AUGUCUCCCCCCGCUGCCAUUUUCGAAACUCCGGUUGCUAGCAACGACAUGGGCAUCAAGAAGGACCUCGCUGUCAAGGCUGCCUUCAACGGCCAGGCCAAGACUGUCGCUGAGCUCGAGAACAAGUGGGAGAAGUUCACCUUCGCCCCUAUCCGCGAGUCGCAGGUGUCUCGUGCUAUGACCCGCCGCUACUUCAACGAUCUUGACACUUACGCUGAGUCGGACAUUGUCAUCGUCGGUGCGGGUUCAUGCGGUCUGUCUGCUGCUUACACGCUCGCCACCAAGCGUCCCGACCUCAAGAUUGCCAUCGUCGAAGCUGGCGUUGCUCCCGGUGGUGGUGCCUGGCUCGGUGGCCAGCUCUUCAGCGCCAUGGUCAUGCGCAAGCCUGCGGAGCUCUUCUUGAACGAGAUCGGCGUGCCCUACGAGGACGAAGGUGACUUUGUCGUCGUCAAGCAUGCCGCGCUCUUCACAUCCACCUUGCUGUCCAAGGUCCUGCAGUUCCCCAACGUCAAGCUGUUCAACGCGACGGCUGUCGAGGACCUCAUCACCCGUCCGGCUCCUACCUCCAGCGACCCCAACGCCGUCCGCAUCGCUGGUGUUGUCACCAACUGGACUCUCGUCUCCAUGCAUCACGAUGACCAGUCUUGCAUGGACCCGAACACCAUCAAUGCACCUCUUGUCAUCUCAACCACCGGCCACGACGGCCCAUUCGGUGCUUUCUCCGUCAAGCGCCUCGUGUCUAUGCAGCAGAUUGAGAAGCUCGGUGGCAUGCGCGGCCUCGACAUGCGCACCGCCGAAGAUGCCAUUGUCAAGCGCACCCGCGAGGUUGUGCCUGGUCUGAUCGUCGGCGGCAUGGAACUCAGCGAGGUUGAUGGCGCCAACCGCAUGGGACCUACCUUUGGCGCUAUGGCUCUCAGCGGUGUCAAGGCAGCUGAGGAGGCCGUCGGUGUCUGGGAUGAAAGGAACGCUCAGAACAAGGACGCUUAG
Messenger RNA from Alternaria incomplexa, 987 nucleotides. RefSeq lists its product as uncharacterized. The record is from RefSeq and is a predicted model, not a curated record. Bases 1 to 987 code for a protein of 328 amino acids. The transcript has 2 exons. Gene Ontology annotation, biological process: thiamine biosynthetic process. NCBI's taxonomy places the organism in Eukaryota, Fungi, Ascomycota, Dothideomycetes, Pleosporales, Pleosporaceae.